AUGGCACAAGAACAAGAAAUGGUUUAUGCGAUCCAUCCUUAUCAAGCUAGGCGUAAUGAUGAGAUAGAUUUUGAUUAUGGAGAACCUAUAAUUGUUAUCGAAAAAGAUGAUAUGUAUGGGGAUGGUUGGUGGAAGGGACAAAAUAUACAUGGAAAAAUUGGACUUUUUCCUAUGAGUCAUAUCAAAAGUUAUAAUAGCACUAAAUUUGAUAAUAUUCCUAUUAUAUCAAGUCCUGAACCUUAUAAAAUAAAUGAUGUAAAUUCCAAAGAAAAUAUUUCAAAUUCAAAUCCAAAUUCAAAUUCAAAUUCAAAAUCAAAUUCAAAAACAAAUUCUAUUAUUAAUGAUACGAUAGAAGAUUUACGAAAUAAAUUACAAGUAAUGAUAAAUUAUAAUAGUGAAGGUUCUUCAAACAGUAAGAGAAGCUCAAAAAAAGGUUUUUCAAGAAGAUCAAGAUUAUCUACUUCAACAGAGAGUACAAGUAGUUAUUUUUCUGCUAGAAUAAAUUCUGAUAUAAGUUCUUCAAGAAAUUCUUUAUAUCAACACUCUCAAAUGAUUUAUGAUCCCACUUCUUUAGAUGAUGAUGAUAAUAAUAAUGUAAAUAAUAAUAUUAAUAUUAAAGAUCAUCCAUCAACUUGGGAUGUUCAUCAAGUUUGUCAAUGGUUAAAUGAAAAUGGUUUUAAUUCUGAAACAAGGAAAUUUGUUGAAAAUGAUGUUACUGGUGAUGUAUUACUUGGUUUAGAUAUAGUGGCUCUUAAAGAAAUAAAUAUUAAUUCUUUUGGUAAGCGUGUUCAUUUAUUGAAUACUAUCGCUUCAUUAAAAGAUCAAUAUUCAAUAAAUAAUGAUGAUCAUGAUAUUGAUAAGACUCAAUCAAAAUCACAAUUUGGGGAUUCUGAUCUUAGUGAUAUUCACUUCAAUGAUACUUUAUCAGAUUCACAACAUACUUCAGUUAGUAAUAAUCAACUAAAUAAUCGUAAAAGUGAUAUUAGUCCUGCAAGUUAUUACAACGCUCUUUCACCUUUAGAAAAAUCUGAAAAAUCUGAAAAAAAGGUACCUAAGAAAUCAAGUCUAACUUUCUUAAAAUUUGGUCCUUUCGGAAAAUCAAAUAAAGAUGAAAAAGCAAAAAAAUCUGAAAAAUCUGAAAAAUCUGAGAAAUCUGAAAAAUCACGUCCAUCCCUUUCAGGAGGUUGGGAUUUCUUUUUGGAUGAUGAUACAAGAGAAUCGGAAAAAUUAAGAAAUGAAGAAAGAUCAAAAAAUAGAAUUCCUUCCAUAUUAUUUGAUGAAACAAUCUCUACUUCUUUGUUUGAGCCUGAAAAAAAUUCUUCAUUGAAAUUUAUUCCAGGAAGAAAAAAGAAAAUUUCUUCUUUGGACCGAAAAGGUGUAGUUGGAAGUCAAUUGGGUCUUCCCAAAGAUUCAUUAGAUAAUGUAGAAAAGAAUAAUUUAGGAAAAAGAGAAAGCAGAGUAAACAGUUAUUAUUCCGAACAUAUUAUUGAUUAUAUCAAUACAAAUAAUGAUGUAUUAAAAAAAAUUGGUAUACCAGAUCAUGAUGGUUGGUUAAAAAAACAAGGUGACAAGUAUAGAAAUUGGAAAAAUCGUUUUUGUAUUUUAAAAGGGUCGACUUUCUAUUACUUAAAAGGUGACAAGUCGUUACAAUCAGUAAAAAUAAAGGGUCAAUUUGAACUUACGGGGUAUAAAGUUAUUCCGGAUGAAAAUGUAUAUCAGGGAAAAUAUGGAUUCAAAUUACUUCAUGAUACGGAACGCCCUCAUUUCUUUGUUCAUGAAGAUUUGGAGAUACUGAGAGGUUGGAUGAGAGCUAUAAUGAAAACUACUAUUGAUAUAGGCAAAACAGUCACUAUUACUACAUCAGAUCAUAUUCCAACAGUUUCAUUACAUGAGGCUCGUAAAAUGGCGAACCGAAUGCAUCAACCACGUCCCACUCCAUCUCCGCCAAAUAUAUUAAUAGACAAUUCUACCUCUCUACCAUCAAUUUCAACAUUUUCGAAUUUACCACCACGUUCUGCUCCUUCUCCGCCAAAUGUUUUAAUAGAUAAUUCACUCUCUUCUAAUAUAUUUCCAUCAACUUCAACAUUUUCGAACUUACCACCACGUUCUGCUCCUUCUCCGCCAAAUGUUUUAAUGGAUAAUUCACUCUCUUCUAAUAAAUUUCCAUCAACAUUUUCGAAUUUACCACCACGUCCUGCUCCUUCUCCGCCAAAUGGUUUAAUAGAUAAUUCACUCUCUUCUAAUAUAUUUCCAUCAACAUUUUCAAAUUUACCACCACGUCCUGCUCCUUCUCCACCAAUAUCUGAAUAUAAAUUAAUUACUACGAUACCAUUAUCUUCACUACCUAAACCUAAAGCACCACCAACAGGUGCUCCUCCACCUCCUCCAACUCAUCCAUCUCCUCUUCCUGAACAUGAUCAUUCGUUAUUACGUAAAUUAAAUAUAUCCCCACCACCCCCUGAGCAUGGUCAUUCGUCGUCUCAUAAAGUUAUUAAAUCGCCACCAUCGUCACCAACUUUUGCAUCACGUACAAAAUAUUCAAAAUCACAAAUUCCAAAUUCACCUACAAAAAUACCAAAAUUUCCUUCAAUGACAUUAUCAAUAUUAAAUGCGUCUAGAACUCCUCCUUAUAUUCCAAAAAAUAACAAAUAUAACGAACUUUCUAUGGGAUAUGUGUAG
This is a messenger RNA of Rhizophagus irregularis DAOM 181602=DAOM 197198, 2679 nucleotides long. RefSeq lists its product as uncharacterized. Gene Ontology annotation, molecular function: protein binding. Lineage: Eukaryota; Fungi; Glomeromycota; Glomeromycetes; Glomerales; Glomeraceae. The record is from RefSeq and is a predicted model, not a curated record.